AGGAGUUUGUGAUGGACGGCAUGCGGGUGCACCUUAUAGCAGACGGCCGAGAGGAAGCCACGGGCGCGAUGGGCGGUCCGCCUCUGUUACCUGCCGAGGGAGCCAUAUACCUCACUACCUACCGCCUCAUCUUCAAGGGCACGCCCACCGACCCUCUAGUUGGCGAGCAAGUGGUCACCCGCUCCUUCCCCAUCGCUUCCCUCACGAAAGAGAAGCGGAUCUCUGUUAAUCUUCCCAUGGAUCAGUUCUUCCAGGAGGUUCUCCAGCUGCGUUCCUGCACCUUUCAGCUGAUGAAGAUCGGCUUUGAUGAGGAGGUGGCAUCAGAUCUCGCAGAAGUGUUCAGGAAGCACAUGCAUAAGCUCAGAUACCCACAGCACGUCCAGGGCAUGUUUGCCUUCACCGUGGGUCAGUCUGCAAAGCUGGUGGUGGAGCACAAGACCAAGGACAAGAACCAGUCGCUAAAGUAA
Sinocyclocheilus grahami is the source of this 467-nucleotide messenger RNA. RefSeq names its product myotubularin-related protein 5-like. The coding region runs from base 12 to 467 and encodes 151 amino acids. The record is from RefSeq and is a predicted model, not a curated record. The transcript is spliced from 3 exons. NCBI's taxonomy places the organism in Eukaryota, Metazoa, Chordata, Actinopteri, Cypriniformes, Cyprinidae.